Messenger RNA from Chaetomium globosum CBS 148.51, 2292 nucleotides. RefSeq lists its product as uncharacterized. The transcript is spliced from 2 exons. NCBI's taxonomy places the organism in Eukaryota, Fungi, Ascomycota, Sordariomycetes, Sordariales, Chaetomiaceae. Gene Ontology annotation, cellular component: spliceosomal complex; intracellular anatomical structure. Gene Ontology annotation, molecular function: RNA helicase activity; ATP binding; RNA binding. The record is from RefSeq and is a predicted model, not a curated record. Bases 1 to 2292 code for a protein of 763 amino acids.
AUGAGUGAUUCAACCAAGAACCUUAAGCGAUCAAGUGCCGAGAGGGAGGGAGUUCAAGACCACAAACGAGUCAAGACUGACGGCGACGCGAAGAUGGAUACAAAACCGAACCCCUACCUGGCGCAUUACAAUGACAACGAGGUUGUUGCGUCCCCCCUCGAUGAAUUUGAGCGCCAUAACACGACGGCGCUGCAGGCGGCCAGGGCCGAAUCCGAAGAUAACAACCCGUGGACUGGCAAACCUCACUCGCAGCAGUACUUCGGUAUCCUCAAGACGCGCCGCGACUUGCCUGUACACAAGCAACGUCAAGAGUUCCUCGACAUGUACCACAACACUCAAAUUCUUGUCUUCGUCGGUGAAACCGGUUCCGGUAAAACGACCCAGAUCCCGCAGUACGUUCUCUACGACGAGCUGCCACACGAGACCGGCAAGCUCAUCGCCUGCACGCAACCGAGGAGAGUGGCGGCUAUGUCAGUCGCCCAGCGUGUCGCCAACGAGCUCGAUGUGGAACUUGGCGAGGAAGUCGGCUACAGCAUCCGUUUUGAAAACAGGACGGGGCCCAAAACGCUCUUGAAAUACAUGACAGACGGUCAGCUACUGCGCGAAGCGAUGCACGACCACGACAUGUUGCGAUACGGUUGUAUCAUUCUCGACGAAGCUCACGAACGUACCCUCGCCACCGAUAUUCUCAUGGCGCUGCUCAAGCAGAUCGCCGAGCGGAGAAAAGACUUGAAGAUCAUUGUCAUGUCGGCUACCCUCGAUGCCCAGAAGUUCCAGACCUACUUCUUCAACGCGCCGUUGCUUGCGGUACCGGGCCGGACGUACCCUGUCGAGAUUUUCUAUACCCCUGAGCCGGAGCGGGAUUAUGUUGAGGCUGCCGUAAGGACGGUGCUGCAGAUUCACGCGAGCGAGCCCGAGGGCGACAUCUUGUUGUUCCUGACAGGCGAGGAGGAGAUUGAAGACGCCUGCCGCCGCAUCGGCCUCGAGGUCGAUGAGAUGAUCCGGGAGUCGGAUGCAGGGCCCAUGGCAGUCUACCCGCUAUACGGUACCCUACCGCCUCACCAGCAACAGCGCAUCUUCGACAAAGCCCCGGCAGCCGUCCGGAAGGGUGGCCGCCCGGGCCGGAAGUGUAUCGUGUCGACAAACAUUGCGGAAACUAGUUUGACAAUUGACGGCAUCGUCUACGUCGUGGACCCCGGUUUCAGCAAGCAAAAGAUCUACAACCCCCGCACAAGGGUAGAGUCGCUCCUCGUCUCCCCCAUCUCCAAGGCAUCGGCGCAGCAGCGUGCUGGUCGUGCCGGUCGUACAAGGCCUGGCAAAUGCUUCAGGCUAUACACGGAAAACGCGUUCAAAAAGGAGCUCAUCGAACAGACGUAUCCUGAGAUUCUACGCUCCAACCUGGCCAACACGGUCCUCGAGCUCAAGAAACUCGGCGUUCAAGACUUGGUGCACUUUGAUCUCAUGGACCCGCCAGCCCCCGAAACUAUGAUGCGCGCUCUCGAAGAGCUCAACUACCUCGCCUGCCUCGACGACGACGGCGAGCUGACCACCCUAGGCGGCUUGGCAUCCGAGUUCCCGCUCGACCCAGCCCUGGCUGUCAUGCUGAUAUCAUCUCCGGAGUUCUACUGCUCCAAUGAGAUCCUCUCCAUCACCUCCCUCCUUUCCGUCCCACAAAUAUGGGUGCGCCCCAACAACGCGCGCAAGCGUGCCGAUGAGAUGAAACAGAUGUUCGCUCACCCCGACGGCGAUCACCUGACUCUACUCAACGCUUACCAUGCGUACAAGGCCGCCGAGCAGGCCGGCGACGACGUCAAGAAGUGGUGCCACGAACACUUCCUAUCUUUCCGGCAUCUGUCGAGCGCGGACAACGUGCGCGCGCAGUUGAAGCGCAUCAUGGAAACGCACGAUAUCGAGUUGGUCAGCACACCGUUCCAGGAUAAAGACUACUACACCAACAUCCGGCGGGCUCUGCUUGCAGGCUUCUUCAUGCAGGUCGCCAUGCGUGAGAGUUCAACGUCGAAAGUGUACAAGACGGUGAAGGACGACCAGCUUGUCAUGAUCCACCCGGGCACCGUCGUCUCAACCCCGUACGACUGGGUUGUAUAUAACGAGUUUGUACUCACAACUAAGCAGUACGUGAGGACGGUGACGAAUAUUAGGGCCGAAUGGCUUCUUGAAAUCGCCCCUACCUACUACGACAUUGACACCUUCGAAAAGGGGGAGAUCAAGUCGGCUCUCACCCGCAUUACCGAGAAGAUUCGCCGCCGUCAGGCCAUGAAGGGUGGUCGUUGA